AUGGUGCUACUCAAGUUUAAAAAUGAAAGCGAUUAUGAAUCUCUCCAUGAAAAGGUUGGCAAGAUAUUUUUCUUUGAUUGGAAGGAAAUCGAAAAUCCGGUGAGUUUACAUUUGAACAUUUAUUUGAGAGUGAAAGUUUCUAAUGUUUUUGAAGACCCCUUCAGAAUUUUCAAAGAAAUUUACUUAAGACAAAAUUAGAAACCUUUUCAGUGUCUAUCUGAAAAUGAUAAAUUUUUCGUGCCACGUGGUUUUUUAGGGUAUUUUUAAAAGUUGAAUGAUUUCUGUAUUUUUUUGAAUUUUACUUGAUAAAUAGGCCAAAAGUGGAUCGUUGAAAAAAAAGCUAAACAUGCCAAAUGCCAAGUUGAAAACAUUUUGGGAUAAAAUUUGAUUUUGUCGUAAAAAAAGAGAUAUCAAUUUUCUGAAAGUUCUGGAGCAAAUUUGGAAAAUUGUGAUCUUAAAGGGGCUUUUCUUCUACGGUAACAAGCACACAGACAAAAAAAUGAAACAAAAAGACACACUGUUAUUGUGAAAAUAAAAAUAGAUGGCAGAAAAUAAAUAAAGAAACGUGAACAUUUUCAGAGAACCCAUGUCGUUGGGAGCGUUGCGGUCACGCGCUGCGUGCUCCAUUUUCAGAAUUUUAUUAAUUUUUCCCAUUUUUUGAGCAAAUUUUCGAAAAUGAAACACGCAUCGCGUGACCGCAACGCCCCCAACGACAUGGGUUCUCUGAAAAUGUUCACGUUUCUUUAUUUAUUUUCUGCCAUCUAUUUUUAUUUUCACAAUAUCAUUGCGGACUAGGCAGAAAAAUGGGUAUAUUCUUUUUCUUUUUCUUUCAUAUUCUUUUUAUUGUCAAUCCGAAAAAAAAGAAACCUUCUGUUUGAAUUGGCGCUCACGUACAGUAGACUAAAAUGACGUGACACAUGCACAUCAAACUGGUUGGCAAAUAGCCAACGUGUAAAUUUUGCAUUUUAUUUUUCAAAUAGACUCCAAAAUUUUGCGAAGUCUACUGUAGCCUUGGUUUCUUAGGCCAUUUCGGUUCUCUUCCAAGGUUCUUAUUUUUUCGGAUUGACAAUAGCUACGUGAAAUUGCGUGAUUGGCUGGGAUGAGUGAAAUCGGGCUUUUUUUCGAAAUGAGUACCACGUUUUACUGACGUGGCAACGGUUCGCAAUCACAAAAUUUGCUUCUUUUUUUCUCCUGUAAAGCAAAACCGCAGUAGUGCGUCAAUAUUUUGAACUAACUAUAAACAAGCCUAAAAUAACGGGAUUUUUCAGAAUAGUUGUCUUCAUAAGUUAAUUUCAUUUUCUAAUUGAAACUUUAUUUAUAAAAUCUUUCAGUUUUUUCGAAAAAAAAUUUCGGAAGAUUGAAAUCUGAAAAUUGAGCAGAAAUAAUUUUUCAAAUCGUAUUUUUUCGAGACUUUCAAGCUUUGCCACGUCAUAGCUAAUAUUACUCACAACACAAUCGUUUUAUUUCUAAAUUCCAGUCAAAACCUACUUUCUUGCAGUUCGAUAUUCUUCCAAUGGAAAUGAAAAUGAUGAUUUUCAUAUAUUUGGAUCCGGAAGAUAUAACUCAAUUUGGAAAAUGCUCAAAAAGUUGUCAAAAAUUAUUCAAAUUAUUUCGACCAAAAAUCAAAAGUGUAUAUUAUCAAGGAAAUAUAAUGAGCGCAUUGGAACAUUCUCAAGAAUGUUUUCUACAAAUCCAAUUUCAUAAAUACCCGGGCAAAAUAUAUGAAAUAGUAAUUGAAACAUUGAAAUCAAUCAAUUCGAAAAAAAUAUCGAGAAGAAAUAAGAUGAUUGACAGUGAAUUAAUAAUCGUGGAAACUAUUGGAUCGAAACAAUUAUCGACAAAAGAUACUAAAGGAAGCAGAUCCAGUAUUUUUCUUACAAAGUUAGUUUUUUUUUGUUUGGCUGAAAAAUUUAGUCACCGAUCAAUUUUGAUCUAACACAAGAUGCCAGUCCAAUCACAUGUCAGUCCGAAAAAAUUGGCUAUCGGUGAGAGUGAGGAAGAUUCUGAACUUGUUCUGCACUUCGGUACACUUGAGUGCUUAAACCUUAUGCACCUUCCUUGUUAGAGAAAAAAUAGAUCAAACGUUCAGUGAAAAUUGUGAGUGUGAAAUUCCAUAAUUUUUGAAAUUUCGGUUUCUAAACAUAUUUUGCUUCUAAAAAAAUUGAGGAUAACUUAUAUUCGCUUGGCACAGUGAAAGUUCGAGAAUGAAUUCUCAAAAAUGAAGCUGAAGGCUAUUUCUAGGUUUCACAAAUCCAUGAACUUAAAGGUGGAGUCCGAGCAAAAAAUAAGUUAUGUUAAUUUGAAAAAGCAUAUUCAAAUUAGUAAAUUUCUCGAAGGAUUUUUUAUAAAAAUCUGUAUUGAACAAGAAACACUGCGCCAAACUACUUGAAAAUUUGCAUUUUUGCAUUUUCUCAAGCCAUUUUACACGGUGUUUCACUGUUUUUAUGAACUUUUAACUUGUUUUAUUAAUGUUUGAAACACUUUCAUUAAAAAUCCUUCGAGGAUUCUACUAAUUAGAACAUGCUCUUUCAAAUGAGCACAACUUAUUUUUUGCUCGGACUCCACCUUUAAAUAGCUGUAAAUCACGCGGACGCAACGAAAUUUGACUCUAGAUAUCACAGUUCAAUUCCAGCGGCAUUCAUAUUUUCAGAUUCUCAACAACACCACAAUCAACAUAUCAAGAUGUGAAACUACUAUUACAACGAACAAAUCCAAAAUGUCGUCAAAUGAUUGCCCUUGAAAUGUUCAAAAAUAUUAUUGAAUUCAACAAAUCAUCGAUUGAUGAAAUUACAAUUGAAGCAAAUAUUAUUGUAAGUUGAAAAAAUGUUUUUUUUUCAUCCACCUUUUUAUUGCACAAAGAGGGUUUCAUUAUUAACUUAGAAUUAUUAACUUUGAAAAGUUUGAAUUUAUUUUUUUUUCUGCGAAUUUUUCGAAUUGAGUUUCGGUAAAAACGGGAAAGAAAAGCUCAAAUUAAGACCUAAUUAACUGUUAAAGACACAAGAGCAGCUAGAAAUGAGCAGAAAAUGAGUUUGUUAUUCAUUCAUAACACCUUUCAAGUAAUCAAAAUUCAUGAAAAUCAAGAAAAAAUUUUGAGUCUAGCAAAAGUGAAAAAAUAAAAUAAUUGUUUUUGAAAUCGCUCAGCGUAAAUUUCGAAAGUGUUUGCACACAGUGUUCGCUGUUCGCUAGAGCGCACAUGCUCGUUUUGUCAUUUGAAAAUAAAUGCGGGAAAUCUGUUUUUCCAGUGUUUCUUGUGUCUUUGAAAAUAUUUCAUUGUGCAGAACUGCGGCGCCGUGUUCACAUAUCGGCACCAUAACUUUUUGCCGCCUGAAGCUUCCAUACUACGGUAAACACGAGGCUAUGUAGCUUAUUGUCGCCUAUUCGUUUGCAUAAUACAACGAUAAAAGUGGCAAUGAAUAGCAACAUAGCUGAAUGUUUGGAAACAUCGCCCCUGUGUUGCUAUUUUUGGUGACGUGAAAGGGUGUGAUUUUAGAAUUCUAGCUAAUUUUUUUUAGCCGAGAUCGUCCUUAGCUUUGAACCUAAAUACCUUUAUUAAUUUUAGGAAUCAUUUUACAUGAGAUCAAUCGAUAUUUAUUCGGAAAACUUGAAAUUAUUGCGAAUCGAUGGAAAUUUCACAAAUCAUCCACAAUUGAAUCAAUUUCUCUCGAUUGAAUUUGUUAGGAUGAAAAAUUUCAAAAUUAGCUCGCAACAUCUUCCAAUGAUAAAAUCAAAGUAUCUUGAGUUGCACAGAACAGUUAUGGACCAAAGAUUGUAUGAACUAUUUUUGAAAAAUUGGAGAGAUGGAUUGAUGGAAAAUUUGAGAGGAGUUUCGAUGGUUGGAGAUGAACAUGAUUGGUUUCGUUGUUUGUUUGGUGAUAAUACGAUGCUUAGAUUUGUGAUGGGAGAAAAUGGGCAGAUAUUGGAAAAGUGAGUUGAUAAAAAUUAUUUACAAUGUGCUUAUCACAUUCAAAGAUGAUCUUCGCACCGAGCAUGCGGUAUAAACUGUCAACGUCACUUUCAAAAUCUAGAUUUCAUUAUGCGGCUAUUCAACAUCUUUUUUCAAUGCUGAAUUGGUUUAGAAAUCUUAUUCAGGACAGCUGCGAAAAUAGGAAAACGAUUGAGAAAAUUGUUUAUCAGCAUUUUUCCCGAAAAUGUGGAGGAACGAAAUGAAUUUGUUAAGUGGAGGGCUGUAAUGCGUUGGGUGGAGGAGGGGGGCUAUUCUCAGUUUAUGCCAAACUUCUGAAGUGCUCGAGCCACUUUUUCAAAAACACCGUAAGAUUCAAAAAAAAUAUUCAUAUUUUUGCAGCGGUAAUCAUGCAAUAAGAUGUGAAGUUGUUGGUUCGCCAUCAGUUGAUAUCAAUAUCCAAGGAGUUUUGAUUGAUCAUAUUCAUCGUUGGCCUGUUCGAAUGAAUUUGAGACGAGAGGAUUUUUAA
Messenger RNA from Caenorhabditis angaria, 4430 nucleotides. NCBI's taxonomy places the organism in Eukaryota, Metazoa, Nematoda, Chromadorea, Rhabditida, Rhabditidae. The record is from the annotation of a GenBank genome assembly.